Diachasma alloeum is the source of this 1824-nucleotide messenger RNA. RefSeq lists its product as uncharacterized. The transcript is spliced from 5 exons. NCBI's taxonomy places the organism in Eukaryota, Metazoa, Arthropoda, Insecta, Hymenoptera, Braconidae. Bases 1 to 1824 code for a protein of 607 amino acids. The record is from RefSeq and is a predicted model, not a curated record.
AUGUUUGAGACUGGACGGCGAUCGGCUAUUAGCAGUUCGGAGCUGGGGCUUUACUCUGAUCGGGCUGAUCGAUACCAUUCGAAUAAAUACGGCUCUGUCGUCAAGAAAUUUGUCAUUGUAGUCAUGACAAUUGUUGCUGUCAUUCUGGCCGCCAUUUUCAUCUACGACUUUGCGUCUGGUACAUCGGCUACUAGCAAGGUCAGCCAGGAGACCAAGCACAUCUACAUCCUCCAAAAUGCCCUGAAGAAGUCCUCGAAUCUCUCAAAAAAAAUCACAACAACUUCGCAAAAGCCUGAGGUCGAGAGAUUGACGAUGGCUAAUAUCGAAGAUCGAUACGACGACGAUAUCAGGACGCUGUCCUUCGUCGACGCCGCGAAAAGUGGCAAAAAGGGCACGAGUCUCGACUCUGAUCCCAUCGAGCCUCGAGCCCAGAGUCUUGAGAAUUUCAAAUUGAGAAAGAGAUUGUUGGAGUCUGCAGAGAAUGAAGAUGUCGGAGAGGAAGAGGUCGAGUCGAAGCAGUUAUUCAGCAAUCAUGCGGUCGUCUAUCGAGUCAGACAAAUGUAUCCCCAUGGGCUGAAUGACGAUGAAGAACCACCAGAGGAGUCCCGACCAACCCCAUUCCACUUCCAACUGCAGAACCCCACCCCCUCCUCCUUCCAGCGCCCGAAAUUCCCUCAGUUGAGCCAGUACAGGUAUCCCCACAGCUCCAGGAACAUCCAGGAUAUAAUAAAAUACUUGACAAACGAUCCCGAGAGUUCGAAACGGGGUAUAAAGUUCACUGGGGUCUACAUGAAUCCCAAGAAGUACGAUCUCUACCCUGACAUCGGAGAGAUGAUGGCGAACAGCGAUAAGUCAGAGAUAGCUGUCACCGAAGAGGAAGCUGAGGACUCUGAAAGUUCACCUUUUCUGUUCAUGAAUAACGAUCCUUUCUAUCCUUACAAGCCUAAACAUCCUGCGGAUGUCAAUCUCCUGGCGCCUGCCAAUCUCAGAUUCUCCCCCGCAGGACUGCAACGAUACAACCCCUAUUACGAGUCCUACAUGCAGCGUCCCCUGAUGAUGAGGCCACCCCCACCCAUCGAAUCGUCCUACGACAGCGGUGCGUCAUACGCAGGGGCGUACGGAAACAAGAAGAGGAAGGCGAAGCCAUUCAGUGUGAUGUUGGACAUCUAUCCAAUAACUGAAUUGAACGAUCAACCGACGAACAAGAAACUAUCACGGCCGAGACCUGUGGCGAGCGCCGAGGAUUAUUCAUCCGAUCCAAGGAUACCUUUGACUUUUGGCCGAGGUGGACGAUACUACGGAGGCCAGAGCCAGCCGAUCCCUGUCGUGGCUAUUCCAGCGAGCCAAUCUGGAAUGUCGGAGGAAGAGGAGAAGCAGCAGAUGGUUUUUCACCUGAAUCUGUAUCCUCGGAAGAAAAAUAAACUCAGCAGAAAGGACAUUCUACAGGGAUCCGAAGCAAUGCGACCAGAAGACCAAGAGCAAUUCGUGCGGAAAGUCAUGUCUCCAUUCGAUGCAAUCACAAAACAAUUAGCUGAUCACUCUGUUAUCGAAGGAUUGAAGGAGGAAGGGGAAGAGAGUGAUUCCACUAAUUCACCGCUAACCAAAUACGAAGAGAGCUUUCUGGAAAUGCCAAAUGAAGACAAUAAAAAGGUCGACGAAGUGCCUCUCAAUCACAAAGACGAUAAUACCGAGGAAAAUGUGGAGACAACGAGCGAAGCCUAUCAAAUUGUCGAGAAUGAGACCAAAAACCCUGUCUCAAGUUUAGACAUCGACACACCUGAAGGUUUCCAGAAAUUCGCUGAUGGUCUGGUGGCGACAGACUGA